Molecule: messenger RNA, 391 nt
Organism: Cercocebus atys (sooty mangabey)
Lineage: Eukaryota; Metazoa; Chordata; Mammalia; Primates; Cercopithecidae
Product: mannose-binding protein C-like
Exons: 2
Coding region: 23-391 (122 amino acids)
Source: RefSeq, a predicted model, not a curated record
UCCCGGCUUAGAGGACCAUGAGAUGGGGGAGCUUGCCACACGCUGGAGGCUGGAGCCUGCCCCACUGCGGCUCCCCUCGCUGUGGUUGGUGAUGGUGAUGGUGAUGGAGACUGCAGCAGAGACUGCUGUGUUCAGAGUCUGUCGUCUGAACCAUGAGGAUCUGGUGGUUUCUGCUUGCCAUUGGAAUCUGCGCAGUGAACAUAAGCUCACAAGACUCACAAGGCACCCUGGCAUCCCUGGGAACCCCGGUCACAACGGUCUGCCUGGAAGAGAUGGACGAGACGGAGCGAAGGGUGACAAAGGGGAUGCAGGUACUCACCUGCUGGCUUUGGCUGCCUUUCAACUUUUCUCCCUUCAUUCUUUUCAUCUCAUUCACUCAUCAUCUGUGUGA